Messenger RNA from Dictyostelium purpureum, 1785 nucleotides. RefSeq lists its product as uncharacterized. The transcript has 4 exons. Gene Ontology annotation, biological process: transmembrane transport. The record is from RefSeq and is a predicted model, not a curated record. Bases 1 to 1734 code for a protein of 577 amino acids. Lineage: Eukaryota; Evosea; Eumycetozoa; Dictyosteliales; Dictyosteliaceae. Gene Ontology annotation, molecular function: transmembrane transporter activity.
AUGAAUGUAACUAAUAAUAGUAAUACCAAUAAUAAUAUAGAUAAUAAUAAUAAUAAUGAAAUAUCUCAAGUAGUAAAAUUGGUAAACUCUAAUUAUAAUAUAAAAGAAAAUUCAAACGAAUCUUUAAUAUCAAACGAUGAGGUUAAUAGCAAUUAUAAUAACGAAAGAGAGGAAGAAGAGGAUAUUAGCCUUGUCAUAAACAACUAUAAUAGCCAAAAUAGCAAUAUUGAAAUCACUACAGAUGGAAAUGAUAGCAACGAAGAUAAUGAAAAAGAAAACUUUAAAGAUUUUAUAUAUGAAAAAACCCCAACAGCCAAAGAACCCCAUAAAAAAUUUUCAAUUUUUUCAUUUUUUAAUUUAAUUAGAAAUAAUAAGAAGAGAAUUGCUACAGUUUUUCUAAUUAUUAACCUGGGCUUUCCUGUAUUUUUAAGCUAUAACAAUCCAUCAUCAAUGGUCCAAAUAUUUAAAAGAGAAUAUUCAAUCGAUGCAACACAGUUCGGAAGGUUAUAUUCAAUAUAUGCGCUACCAAAUGUUAUCAUGGUAUUUUUAGGUGGAAUUUUAGUAGAUUUGAUUGGAACAAAUAAAAGCUCUUUAAUAUUCUCAACUAUUUUGACAAUAUCAACAAUAUUAGCUGCCAUUUCAAGUUCGACACAUAGUUAUGGAUUAUUAAUGUUCUCAAGGGUUCUAUUAGGUUUGGGAGGUGAAUCACUGUUGGUGUGUAUAGCGACAUUCAUUACAGAUAUGUUUGAAGCAAACCAAGUCUCAUUGGUUAUGGGUAUAGAAGCUACAUGGGUACAGUUUGGCUCUUUGGUGGCAUUUGGUGUACUUCCUUCAUUUUAUAAUGCAUCCAGUUUCCCAAUGACUAUGUGGUUUAUUGCAAUAAUUGCAUCAAUAGGUUCAAUUUUAAAUAUAGUUUUUAUUAUAUAUCAACCAAAAUUAAGAUUUAACAAAGAACAACCAAUCCCAUUAGAAAACAUUGCAGAUGACGAGGAAACUCCAUAUGGUGAAAAUUCAGUGGCUAUAGAUACUGAAAGCCAACUAUCUUCAGAAAACAAAUCAUUUUUAGUAUUAUUUAAAGAAAAUAUUAUUCAAGCUUUUCAUAUCGUCAAAUCAAUGUCAAUGCGAACUUGGGUACUAACGAUUGUAGCUUUCUUUGGUUAUUCAGCAUUCUUUGGAUUAGAUAUUAUUUUCACGGAUAUGGCAAUUGAAAGAUAUAACUAUAGUGAUGCCUUUGCCGCGGGAAUUAUGGCAUCAGAAACAUUUACAACUGGUAUUGUCUCUCCCUUAUUUGGCAUCUUUGUAAAGAAAUUAAAAAGAAAUAUUUUAGCAAUGGGUAUUGGAAUCACAAUGACCAUGGUUGGUAUAUUUUUAAUUGUUGUUACCGAUGUCAUGCCAAUGGCAUUUGUUAUCCUCAGUGGUUGUGGCUAUACAUUGAUGAGCAAUGCAAUUUACUCAUCCAUUCCCUUAAUUGUAGAAGAAGAUGGUAUGGGUACUGCUUACGGUUGUAUUGGUACAUCCUAUAAUAUAGGUAUUGUAUUAUUCCCAUUAUUUUUAACCUAUUUCCGUUCAAAAACUGGCGACUAUAUAAUUUCAAUGUGGAUUUUAAUAUUAUCCUCAGCUAUAGCAAUAGUAUGUCUUUUCAUAUUAAAAUAUUUUGAUAAAAAAGAACCAAAUCAUUUAAAAAGAUUGGAUCAUAAUGAUUAUAAUUUUUUAAAAUAUUUUAAAUUAAAAUAAACCAAAUAAAAUAAAAUAAAUUGUAUAGUUAUUUCAUAUAACUUUUAAACC